AUGUCCAUGCGUGCUCUCUUCUCCGGGUCGACUUCCUCCCCUGCGACCGCCAAAACGCCCCCUCCUCCGCCUCCUCCUAUUCCCACCUCCUCUGCCAAUACCACCACCGUCGCUGCUGCCGCAGUGACUCCGACUGCCAACACUUUCUCGCCGGGGUCUUCGCCGUCGACGCCCGCCGUAUCAAUAUCCUCCCCAGACGACUCCUUUCCUCGCCGCAUAAAGUCCAAAUCAUCCUUGCGCAGUAUCCGGAGUCUUGGGAGCAGUCAUCACGACGACGAACAACCACAACAACAACAACAGCCCUGGGAUAGUCCCGAGCAGACCCCUGCCAGUCUUGAUAAGACGCUUGUCCGCCCGUCCUUUCUCCGACGUUUAUCCCCGGGGUUGGCUGCGCGUGUGAAACAGUUGGACGGGAGUAACAAGUCGGCAACCUCGUCUCGCAACAGCCCUAGCACCAUCGGUCGGAUUCCGCAAGAGCACAUUAAGGAGCUGGACAGUCUGCACCAGAACUUGUCGAAUAAUCAUAAUCAUAAUAAGGGGAAAAAGAGUACAUCCAGCUUAGGUGAUUCGUUGAUGGAAGACCCUGUGCACGAACCAGAAUCGACAGAAGCAGUUUUUUCAGAACACGCAGAAUCGCUUCCACAGCCGCGCCCUCGUCUUCUAGCGGCACGAUCCGAACCAUCAGAGGAAACACAUCCGUCAGUCGCUGACGAGGCUGAACACGACCCGCCUGCGGCCAUGGCUGUGGCUGAGCCUCUUCCGGAACCUGUGGCCCCAGAACCAGAAGCAAAUGGCUCUAACGAGGAACAGACUGAUUUCGAAAAGUACAUCCAGAGUACUAGCGAAAAUGAGACGAAACCUGCCCCUCCGGCUCCUUCCAGAGACUCCCCCGCCCCAUCAUCGAGCGCCUCAUCGAAUACGCAGUCAUACUUCAACCCCCAUGGCCUUCAUCGCACGGAAUCGAUAUACUCGUUUUCGCGAGCCUCCUUUAGUAACCAACUUUCCCAACUUACUUCGAUUAGUCUACCGCAGCCAUCGACCCUCGAGACCACUAUCAUGCAAAUACCUAAUGCCCCCAAGGCUGUCCGGGCUUUGACAGGAGCAUCGGAGCAGAUUCAAAUCUGGAUCAGGAAGGCGUCUGACGUGCUGAGUGGCAUGGAUGCUGAGGAUGACGUGGAGUGGGCGGCUGCUGGCGGCCGAGAGGGACUGGAUGGCGUGGACAAUGCCAUCAAGCGGUUUGAAGGCUUGGUGAAAAUCUAUGUCAAGGCUAUUGAGGAGGUGCAGUUACGGGAAGAUAUCAACGACGUCGACCCACAGGGUCUGAAGACCAUCGUCACGCAAAUGGACACCAUCCUGCAGAGCUGGGCACAGAUCAAAUCACGACUCAAGGGCGUCAAGGAACAGGUCGAGCUGGCGAUGGAAUGGGAGGAGCUGUGGAGUACCGUGCUGGGCGAUGUAGGCAUGGAGGUUGAGAACCUGAGCCGACUGAUUUUCGAAAUGGAGGAGAAGCGGCACUGGACUAUGUCCGGGGCUGAUCAGGAAUCUCACGGUGGUCUGGACAUCAACGAAUUAGAGACUAUUGUGGAGGAGACGCCGUCUGGGGGUAACAUGGCCAACAACAAACGGUUCAGUACUGGUCCGAUUUAUGCGGCACCACCGACCUUGGAUACGCCUCUUAUUCAAACGCCCCAAGAUGACACCAACCAUUCCAACCUUAUGGCUCUCUUUGCACGAAUGCAACCGCUGCGCGCCUCCUUGGACUUUCUGCCAAUGAGAAUGUCCAUGUUCCAAUCACGAGCGGAGAGGAUCUUUCCUAGUGCUUGUGAGGAGUUGGAGGAACGGCGAAACCAGCUGGAGAACAGCUACAAGGUCUUGGAGGCAGACGCGGAAGCCGUACGGAAGGAGCUCAGUGAGGAUCGAUGGAUUUUGGUGUUCCGCAACGCCGGUAACCAGGCGCAGAAGAUGUUUGAGUCUGUUGAGCGGAGCAUUGCCAAACUCCAGGAGGGCUUGGAGGCAGGUGCGCCAGCGAACAACCCGGCUGGGCUGACGAAACGCAUUGAGAACUACGAGGCUAAGAAGCUACACUACGUGUCGGCCAUUGAGCGUGUCACUACUAUCGUGCAAAAGGGUGUUAGCGAUCGACUUACGGUGAACGGCGAGACUUUGAGGCUGUUGUCUGAUAUGAAAGCGAGAACCGAUGCGCUGAAAGCAAGCAUCAAGGUUAUGGACGCCACAUUGGAGGACAUCAAUUUCGUCAAAACGCAGCAAUUGCGUGACUCCAUCUCGAGCAUCGUCACCAUGGACAGCCCGGCUACAAAUAGCAUCCCUGAUACCACACCGGGUAGCUCGCCUGCAUCGUCUGUAGUGCUUUCCGGAAGUGCUACUACACCUAUGGGCUCCUCCAGCCGACGUGGUAGCUCAGUAGGCAGCGUAGCCCGGACAACCAUGUCCAAGGUUCGACGAAUGUCCGGUCUGCCACAGCCCGCGCCUACUACGGCGGGUAAGAAAACCGCCAUCCCCAAGCCCUCGCUCGCGGCGCCCCAGCCUAAUGUCGCCGCUACGCCUACUCCUGCGUCGCGAAGGCAAUCGCUCCGUCCCACUCCAUCUCCCUUGAACAACCGUCCGCGCUGGACCAGCAGUACCAACACUAGAGACUUGGACGUCGGGCAUACCUACAAGCCCUUUUCUAGCAACAACCCUGCUAAUCGCAAAUCCUCCGCUCCAACAGGUCGCACCUCGCGGCCUUCUUCGACUAUUCCAUUCAGUCCUUCUCGUCGGGAUUUCUCUGCCUCUCCUGCACCACCUCGCUCUGUGAGCCGCUUUUCGUCCAGAUUCUCGCGCAGUCCCGCACGCGCUGAAUCUCCUACCCCACGCUCCAUUCUCGAUCCACCUCCCUACAGCAAACUCCGGAAACCCUCUGGUCAAUCAGAGGCCGAAUAUGUUAACGCGCCUCGCAACAGGCAGAGCUUCGCCGGCUCGUUCUCGCGGAGUGUCUCGCGCGAUCCUGGCGCAACCAGACUUAGCAGCCCGACCAAAGGUAACCGACCGGGUACGUCCCUCGGCCAUUCAGGGAACCGACGGAUCAGUUUACUUCCGUUGCCUACGCCGCGCAGCGGUCGUGAUAGUGCCGCGGGGUCGCGGAGUAGACUGGAGCAACGGCCGCCGUGGCGGUAA
Messenger RNA from Aspergillus chevalieri, 3174 nucleotides. Its product is annotated as KAR9 family protein. The transcript has 2 exons. Gene Ontology annotation, cellular component: cell cortex; mating projection tip; spindle pole body. The coding region runs from base 1 to 3174 and encodes 1057 amino acids. Lineage: Eukaryota; Fungi; Ascomycota; Eurotiomycetes; Eurotiales; Aspergillaceae. Gene Ontology annotation, biological process: nuclear migration along microtubule; establishment of spindle localization; mitotic spindle orientation checkpoint signaling. The record is from RefSeq and is a predicted model, not a curated record.